GCAGUACAGAUUGACUAACACGCGUGCAUUUUACACUGUCGAUUUUGCAAUAAACCGCUGCGAUUGACUAACCUAUCGCUAACACGCUGUACGAAAAAUCUGUUUUGGAACCAAAAUAGCUUCAGCCGCCUCCUCUCCCCUGCUGUUCAUCGUCACUAAAAUCAAUCUUCCAUUCAUUCAUUUAUACCGCGGAAAGUCGCAUAAAACCCUGACACAGUAAAUAUGCUUUCAUGGCAUUGAGUGAUGCUUGGUUAGAGAGUAGAAAAUUAGAAAACUGAGAAUGGAGAUAACAAUGAAUGGAGAAGAAGGGGAGAAGGGAGAUGCAAUGAGCAGAAUCUUUAUUGGGGGGCUAGGAGCUUCAGUUACAGGCGACGAACUGGAGAGGAUCUUUUCUUCAUUUGGUCGAAUCCAUGGCUUGGACAUUAUUCGAACAAAUAAUCGCAGCUUUGCUUACGUGAAUCUUCAACCAGCCGACGAGAAGUCUCUCUCUAAACUUUUCAGCUUGUAUAAUGGAUGCGCAUGGAAAGGUGGGCGCCUGAGACUGGAGAAAGCCAAAGAACACUAUCUAGUUCGGUUGCGCCGUGAAUGGGCUACAGAUGCUGCACAAAUGGUAACUGAUUUUGUUGAUGCCAACACAUCAGUAAAAGUGCAGGAAGAAACAAGUACGGCAUCAGAAAAAAAUGGAUUAAAGAUCUUCUUUCCAAGGCAGAAAAAGGUCAAAGUUUUGCCAGGCAAGGGAACGGGAAAGCAUAAAUACAGUUUUCAGCGAGUUGAAAGUGUGCCAGUGACCCAACUCCUUUUCUGUGGCUGUGAGGAACAAAAAAUACAUAUUGAACGAGAUGAAAAUAAUGAAAUUGAUGUAGACAUGAAUAAUGCUAUGCCUGAAACACGAGGUGUAACUGAGAAGGAACUAAAUAUUAUGAAGAGGGUUAUGGACAAGCUGAUUGGGAAUGAGGAGCAAAUGCAGAGUUCAACAGAACUUGGCAGUAGGACUGAGAUAGGACAUGCUCACAUACCUGCAAAGUGGACAAAAGGCAAAGCCAGAAUAGGCAUGGAAAGGUUUGAUGAUGAGGGUAAUAUUGAAAGGGUAGGUGAUGGGGAAACUGCGUUUAAAAGUUCAGAUACACUUGCUGCAAGUAUAAAAACUAAAGAAAGUUCCACAGAGAAGGAACUGGAGAAUAUAGAGGUAGUCAAAGACAAAUUGAAGCUAAACGUUAAGGAUUCAGAGGAUGAAAAAAGCUUACCCGGAGGAAUGACAGAAAAUAUGGCAAGUGAAAAUGCAUACAAGCCACCAUCUACCAAAGUUAAAUUUCGUAUGGCAAAACUGGGGCAAAAAGAUUCCAAACAAGAAAUUCAUAGUCAAGUCAAUAAUAUGAAAUCUUCCCCCAAGGAAGGCAACAAUCGCCAACCUGGAGUUCUUGAACUAAAAGAGAGCAAAAGGUUGAAAUUUGAAGAUGGUGCGUGCAGUUCAAUCCAGCAAAAUGAGGCAAGGGACAACUUAAGCAUUGACGUUGGACUAGAAAUCAAUGGCAACACCUUCUCUAAAGAUCAUGGCAAUGACACUGUAACUGAAGUACAAGAUGGCAGUCGUUCUAGGGUACAGAAGGCUUCUUGGAAAGAAUUGGUCGGUGAGACUGGCAGAGUUUCUUUUUCUCUUUCUAGCAUUAUUGGAGGUGCUGGUUCUCCAUAUUUGGUGAAAGAUAGAGAGAGUCAAACUCUUGAAGGUCUGGAGAAUUCUUCAAAUCAUUCUCGUAAAGAAAUAAGCAGAAAUCUUCCAGAUAGGAAUCGAAAGCAUGUGAUGGAGAAAGGACACAAAAGCUCAAGUGACUAUUCACACUCAUUCUUGAGUGGGCUAGUUGUGAAACCUAAGGAUUCUGAGUCACAGAAGUCUGAACCAAUUGCUGAGAUGAAAAAUGAAGAUGAUACAAUAAAAGGAGAGGAGGUGCCUAAGGUUAAUUUUACAGAAAUGGAAGUUGAGGAUAAAAAUUGCCAUGAUCAAGUGGAUAAGGAUUUAAAUUUGUCUGGACAAGAGACAGGCUCUCCUGCACUGUGCAUGUUCAUGAGGUCUGAAAAUGCAGAAGCUGAAUGGCUCAAAUCCAAAGCAGCUGUUCAACGUUAUACAAAGUUCCGCAAGAAAAUAGCACCAAAAAGUACAAAGAGAUAAGGAGUGACUCUUGCCGGACUGUCUUGAUAUAUGGAUGUAUGCAAAUCACUCAAAUAAUGAGGAAUCUCCAAAUGCUACCAAAAACUUUAAAGCAGUUUGAAUGAAUUUUAUGGCUAAGCAGAUUGGCCCAUGUUGUCCAGAUUAGAUUCAGUGAUAUUGUCUUCAUUGUUGAUAUUCGUGCAAUGUUUUAUAUAUGGAACCAGAAUAUUUACUAGAAGCCAUAGCCAUAUAAAUGAAAUAUGUGGCUAACAAUAAUAUUCGCAAGAAAUUAACUUUGUUAGUUAUUCAAUUUAAGUCUCUUUUUAUUAUAAUAAACCAUCGAGUAAUUAUUAAAUCAA
This is a messenger RNA of Cryptomeria japonica (Japanese cedar), 2502 nucleotides long. Its product is annotated as protein REPRESSOR OF SILENCING 3. The record is from RefSeq and is a predicted model, not a curated record. Gene Ontology annotation, molecular function: RNA binding. Lineage: Eukaryota; Viridiplantae; Streptophyta; Pinopsida; Cupressales; Cupressaceae. The transcript has 4 exons. Bases 281 to 2164 code for a protein of 627 amino acids. Gene Ontology annotation, cellular component: nucleus.